Molecule: messenger RNA, 1608 nt
Organism: Vitrella brassicaformis
Lineage: Eukaryota; Vitrellaceae
Source: the annotation of a GenBank genome assembly
AUGAAUACCGCCAAAGAGGCUUGCCAGAAAGUGAGCGUCUCUUGCCUUCUGCAGGCGUACAUACCUACCGUCCAAAGAGAGGGACGCACAUAGCGCACAGCGGGUCAGGUUUGUGACUCGGAGCAGUCGGAAUGGGCGGCGGCACACGAGGGGCAGGGGGCGAGUGAAAGGGUGGUCGCACAAAGCGCACACAGGCGGGGUAAGGGGCCAGAAUGCCGAGGGAAGGCGUGAAAGCCGAGAAACGUAGAAAAAAAGGUAGGGUUUCCGGGGUUGUCUCGGAUUUCAAUUCUCGCCGCGCGAUCUCGCCUGGUCUCGCCGUAGCUCCGUCAGCCCUGUCACGUAUCCCGUGGGGGACCCUAAGUGGCCGAUUGCGCACGUCGUUUUUCACGAAGACGAUGGGUCGUUUGGCCUUGCUGCCAUCCUGCUGGUCGGCUUCGUAGCCGUUGUGGCAUCCCAGCGCACCAGCGACCGACGUAAGCAGAGGGGGGACGCACAGGCGCCGAACUGACCGUGCACCAAUGCAGCACCGUGGCAGAUCUCCCCAUAUAUGCCCAAACUGAGUGUUUUCUCUGCUCUUUGUGCAUACGGAUGGCUGGAUGGCUAAUCUAUGGCUGCAGAGGUGUCGGUGGCUGCUCAUGAGCACGGUAGGUGUUCUUGCCGGCGCCGGAUCCUUCAUCCGACUGAAGUGCAUCCAGCGCAUCGCAUACAUAUGUAUGUCUGUUGUUCCCGUCUUCUUUCUUGCAGGUGGGGAGAUGUCACUGGCCAUGGUCCAGCUGGACCCAGCUCUGGAGCAGGCCAAGAGCACCCUCACGGCCGCUCGUGAUCUGAUCACCGCGGCCAUCAACACCAUCGACACGGCCCACCGGACCAUCAUCUCAAAACCAGGUCAGCUCGGUCACAUGGCACGUAUACCCCCUGGCCACAUUUGGGGGUGUGUGUGUAUGCGUGUGUGUGUGUGUAUGUGUGUGUGUGUAUGUGUGCAAAAGGGGCUUCAUGCGGUUACGACAAUUUCGGCGACAAAUCCGGUGCCGGCGUGACUCUCUGCGGCGGCGAGGACGAAGUGUGUCUCAUUGAUGAGGCGACUUCGUUCUCAGGUUAUGGCGAGUGCAUCAAGGAGAGCGAGGUAAAGGGAAAGCACGCGCCCUGCGGCGGGGAGAAGGGAAUCUGGAAGAAGUGGGGGGGCAAGUUCCUCUGCAGCUAGCUGAUAGGCUGGAUCGAGCUCGAUAGUAGGGUGGGGCUGAGUGGGGUGGGGCUCGUGGGAUCACUCCACCUGUCUGUCUGCCUGUCUGCAUGAUGGAUGGGUUUUAAAUGACGUGUGCUCUAUGUGUGUGUGUCUCUUUGUGGUGUGACGUGUUGUGUUCUGCCGCUCUCCUUCUUUUCCGGUGAGUAUAGACAGCACAGAGGAGACUGGAUGGAUGGAUGGAUGGCCUGUCUGUCUGCUUGCGUGAAUCGGCGGUAGGGGGGCUGUCGCCGUACACGUCACAUCAGAGAGAGGGACGGUCGUGUGUCGCGAUCUAUACCGGCCGGUGUGUAUAUCUGCGUGGGUACAUAAUCGUGAGGGACGCACAGACGCAUCAAUCAAUUACUGGUGGAAGAAGGUUUACAAAG